AUGGCCCAGGAGCGGCUGCGGCCGCGGCUCUGCCACAUGCACAAGGGCGAGAGCGGCUACGGCUUCCACCUGCACGGCGAGAAGGGCAAGAGCGGCCAGUUCAUCCGCAAGGUGGAGCCGGGCUCGCCGGCCGAGGCGGCGGGGCUGCGCGCCGGGGACCGCCUCGUCGCCGUCAACGGCCUCAACGUGGAGCAGGAGACGCACCACCAGGUCGUGCAGCGCAUCAAGGCCGUGGAGACGGAGACGCGCUUGCUGGUGGUGGACAAGGAGACGGACGAGUACCUGUGCAGCCUGCGGCUGCCCUGCACCGAGGAGCUGGCGCACGGCGGCCUCCUGCCCGGCCCCGCGCCCGCCAGCGACAACGGCGACGUGUGGAAGCCGCAGCUGGAGCUCGCCGGCGGCAGCCUGCCCCGCCACUCGCACAGCUUCUCCUCGCACGGCAGCAAGAAGGAUUUAAAUGGCCAGCGGGAGCUGUGCCCGCGUCUCUGCCACCUCAAGAAGGGCCCCAACGGCUACGGCUUCAACCUGCACAGCGAGAAGUCGCGGCCGGGGCAGUUCAUCCGCUCGGUGGAUCCGGACUCGCCCGCCUCCCUCGCCGGCCUGCGGCCCCAGGACAGGCUGGUCGAGGUGAACGGCAUCAACGUGGAGGGCCUGCGGCACGCCGAGGUGGUGGCGCACAUCAAGUGCCGGGAGCACGAGGCCAGGCUGCUCGUGGUGGACCCCGAGACGGACGAGUACUUCAAGAAGCUGGGGGUGACCCCCACGGAGGAGCACGCCAAAGGUGCGGUGCCCCAGCCCAUCACCAACGGGUCUGCGCAGAGCCAGCUGAAUGGAGGAUCCACAUCUUCAUCUCACAGUGACCUUCAAAGUCCUGGGAAAGAAUCAGAGGACGGAGAGUGCGAGAAGAAGGACCCCUUUGAGGAGAGCGGGCUGUCGCUGAGCCCCACGGCAGCGGAGGCCAAGGAGAAGGUGCGCGCCAAGCGGGUGAAGAAGCGGGCGCCGCAGAUGGACUGGAACAAGAAGCGGGAGAUUUUCAGCAACUUCUGAGCCUCGCCGGCGGCUCCCGCCUGCCCCGUCUCCUUCCCCGCACUUGGCUCUCCCUGGCCCGGACGUUUUGGAGGUGCCCAGGCCCCGUCUUCAGUGUCCACGUGAGAUGCUUUGUGCUCUGCUCUUCACUGGUUGCUUUUACGAGGCGUAUUUUUAAGUCCUUUUUUAUUAUUAUUAUUAUUGUUGUUAUUAUUAUUAUUACUCACCAGCAACUCUUAUAAGACGAAUGUGACCAAAGCUCCUUUUCUUGCUUGCUGGCGGCCUGCAGCUCCCCGUUCCUGCUGAGAAAGGACUGGAAGAGUUUAACUCUUGUUUCUUACAUGCAUAAUUUAGGCUUUUGUUCCUUUUUUAUUUGUUGUUUUUGCCUUUUUCUUUCUUUGUUUUUGGGGGUGGGGGGUGAGUGUCCCAGACUGAGCCCCGUGGGAUGCUCUGUGCAAAUGUCUUAAGUCCUCAUGUCCCUCGUCUUGGGCAAGGGAGUCGAGGGAAGAGGCUGGGGGGUAGGUGACAGCCCUGUGCUUGCCCCCGGUCUGCAGCACUAGCUCCUCACACCAUGGGAAAGCGGGCGCGGGCUGCAGAUGGCUCCGGGUGGCUUUGCUAUUGAAGUGAGAAAGACCUUUUUGUUGUUGUUUUAAAUGAGGUCCCAUGUGUUUCUAGUUAGCGCAGGAACCUCCUUCCCCACCAGCGCCUUCUACCCGGGCAAUAAAAGCCCCUUUCUCAUCCCUGCCCCCUUCCCUCCCGCCAGCUCUGUUGAGG
Molecule: messenger RNA, 1800 nt
Organism: Nothoprocta perdicaria
Lineage: Eukaryota; Metazoa; Chordata; Aves; Tinamiformes; Tinamidae
Gene: NHERF2
Product: SLC9A3 regulator 2
Exons: 7
Coding region: 1-1047 (348 amino acids)
Biological process (GO): protein localization to plasma membrane
Cellular component (GO): apical plasma membrane
Molecular function (GO): protein-membrane adaptor activity; signaling receptor binding
Source: RefSeq, a predicted model, not a curated record